This is a messenger RNA of Benincasa hispida (wax gourd), 2583 nucleotides long. The record is from RefSeq and is a predicted model, not a curated record. NCBI's taxonomy places the organism in Eukaryota, Viridiplantae, Streptophyta, Magnoliopsida, Cucurbitales, Cucurbitaceae.
UAAAAAAGAGUAUUUUUUAUACUUAGAUUCAUUUUUCCAUAAGGGAUUUAUGUCGAAUUUUAUUGCCUGGAUACCUCAAUAAGGGAGAAUCGUCAUUUCUCUCAGAGUUGGGAUGUGGGCUGACAGACUUUUCAGGGUGGGGGCCGAUAAGGAGGGUGUCGAAAAUAGAUAUAUAUGUUAAGGAUUUUAAGGAUGCCAACACAUAAAGUCUUGCCUAUCUACCAAAAGAAUAGGGCUUACCAAAGGAAUAGUCGUCUACACGAUAUCAUCUAUCAUCUACCUCCUGACGCUAUCAUCUACACGAUAUCGUCUACCUUCUGUCGCAGUCAUCUACACGAUAUCGCCUAUCUCUUGAAGCUGUCGUCUACCACGUUAUCGUCUACCUCCACAAACGCUAUCGUCUAUCUUUGAUGCUAUCGUUUACCUUGUCUAAGUGCUAUCGUCUGCAGCGUGAGUCAAGCCAUAUCCUUCAACUUCACAUUCUAACUUGGUAUCAGAGCAAAUAAUGACCAACUCAAUCAAGGAAACCUGGGAGCCACCCUUGGCACAGCCAACUUCAGCGGCCCACCCUUGAACCAACUUUUCAAUCAGAUAACCUCCAUUAAACUUGAUCGCAGCAAUUUCCUCCUAUGAAAAAACUUAGCACUUCCAAUCCUUCGGAGUUAUCGACUCGAAGGACACCUGACCGGACAAAAAGUUUGUCCCCCCAAUGUUUCUGCAAUCUGCAAUCGGUGAGAGCAUACCGAUUGGAUCGACUGGAGCAGGAGCUGCUCCACGCAGCAUAAAAGGAAGCUCCGGUAGUGGUGCUUCCAGUUCGUUGACAGCACUUGAGGUAAAUCCUCAAUAUGAAUCGUGGAUGGCUGUAGAUCAACUUCUCCUCGGUUGGCUGUAUAACUCCAUGACACCAGAGGUUGCCAUUCAAGUGAUGGGAUGUGAAUGUGCAAAGGAUCUAUGGACCAGCAUUCCACAACUCUUUGGUGUUCAGUCCAGAGUUGAAGAAGAUUAUUUGAGACAUGUGUUUCAAACAACCAGAAAAGGUAAUUUGAAAAUGGAAGAGUACCUUCAAACUAUGAAAAUGAAUACUGACAAUCUCGAGCAAGCUGGUAGUCCUAUGCCACCAAGAACUCUUGUUUCACAGGUACUACUAGGACUUGAUGAAGAAUACAAUGCCAUCGUGGCCAUGAUCCAAGGGAGAGUGGACAUGUCGUGGCUUGAUAUGCAGUCAGAACUUCUCCUGUAUGAAAGGAGAUUGGAACAUCAGUCAAACCAAAAGACGACAGUAGGUUUCAACCAAAUCAGUAAUGCAUCAGUGAAUAUGACAAACACUAGACAUGUCAACCAAAACAACAAGACCAAUAGCAGCAAUCAGUCUAUUGGGGGAGGACAACGAGGUGGUGGUGGUCAUGGCAGAGGUCGAGGCAGGGGAAGAAACAACAAAAAACCUGUGUGUCAAGUCUGUGGGAAGGUGGGACACAUAGCGUUCUACUGCUUCAACAGGUAUAGCAGAGAUUUUGUUCCCAAUUCUCCUCAAAACAAGGUAGAACCCUUCCCUAACAAUCAGACGAAAAACACACAACCUCACCCAACAGCCCUAGCCAUUGCUUAUGGAAGUAACCCCUUUCUGACAAGACAAGAAAACAUGACUGAUGCAAAUUGGUAUGACAGUGGUGCCUCCAAUCAUGUUACCUCAGACUUCAACAAUCUUGGCAAUCCGAUUGAAUACUCAGGUACUGGUAAUACUCUGGUAAUUUCUCAUGUUGGAACUGUAUGUCUGUCUAGUGAUGCCUGCAAUUUGAAAUUGAAUGAUAUGUUGUGUGCCUGCCAUAGCAAAAAAUUUGGUCAGUAUAUCUAAGCUAACAAAAGACAAUAACGUGUUUAUUGAAUUUCACAUGAAUUACUGUCUUGUUAAGGACAAGCGUACGAGACAAACGGUAAUAAAGGGAAUGCUUAAAGAUGGAUUGUAUCAGUUAGAGGGUGCAGAAGUCAACUCGAAAUCAGUAGGAAACGGAGUACCAUCGCAACUAGUGCACAAGAAUAAAGAUCUGUCUGCUCUUAGCAUAUCUUCGAAGCAUAGGGUGUCUAAGGUUACAUGGCAUAGAAGGCUUGGCCAUCCUUUGUCAAAAACUCUAUAGUUUAUUAUCAAAAGUUGUAAUCUCCCUAUGUUAUCUAAUGAAGAGCUCAACUUUUGUGAUUCUUGUAGCUAUGGAAAAUCGCAUUCUUUAGCCUUCUCUAACUCUAACUCAGGAGUAUCUACAACCUUUGAACUUAUACAUACUGAUUUGUGGGGUCCAACUCCUCUCUUGUCAACAGAUGGGUACAAAUAUUAUGCUAUCUUUGUUGAUGAUCACAGCAGGUACACAUGGAUCUAUCCUCUGAGGUUAAAAAGUGACACACUGGCAGCUUUUCAACACGUUCUCACCAUGGUACAAACUCAGUUCAAUACACUGAUCAAGUCUCUACAGUCGGAUAAUGGUGGAGAAUUUGUCAAGAUACACAAGGUCUGUCAUCAGAUUGGCAUUGCUUCCAGAUACACCUGUCCAUAUACGUCAGCACAAAAUGGAAGGGCUGAGAGGAAGCACAGAC